This is a messenger RNA of Colletotrichum graminicola M1.001, 888 nucleotides long. RefSeq names its product chitin synthase export chaperone. Gene Ontology annotation, biological process: protein folding. Lineage: Eukaryota; Fungi; Ascomycota; Sordariomycetes; Glomerellales; Glomerellaceae. The record is from RefSeq and is a predicted model, not a curated record. Gene Ontology annotation, cellular component: endoplasmic reticulum membrane. Bases 1 to 888 code for a protein of 295 amino acids. The transcript has 5 exons.
AUGGGGUCGACGCAAUUUGGCAAUUUCUUUAACUUUUGCCGAGACUCGACGCUACCGGUCUGCAAUGUGCUCUCCGACAGUCACAGUCAAUCAGGGCCAUGGGGAGGUUGUGAGUUGACGGGAAUUUCCCUUGGUGGAGGCCGUAAGCUGGGCAACCUUGGUUCCAUACUUAUUGCUGCCUUUGCUAUCAUCGCAUCCAUCUACCUAUUGCUGCGGUCAGAGCGCAAGAAGGCUGCGGUAGGUCGAAGAGAAAUGCAACUGUUCCUCGCUAGCUUCAUCAUUAUCGAAUUAUGCGAAAUUUUUACUGUCGGUGACUUCCCGCUGGCCGGAAACGUUCGCAUUGCCUUCACUGGAAUCCACAUUGGCAUGAUCGUUGCGUCAACAUGGAUACUGAUGCUCAACGCCGUCGUGGGGUACCAAAUCGUCGAUGACGGAACACCGUUGUCAAUGGGUUUAAUCAUGGCGUCUGCCGCUAUCCUACUCGGUGGUACGCUCUACAUUACCCUUGACACUGGUUUCCAAUGGACCGGCUAUUGGAGCUCAUCUUACCAACCGCCCAACCGUCACAUCGCACUUUACGUCUUGUAUCAGCUGGCGCCUCUCAUCUUCCUUGUCGCCUUCUUCGUCCUCGAGGCCAUUCUGGUUAUCCGUGUGUUGGGCGAAAUGCGCCCGAUGCUCUAUCUCACUGCCGCUCUACUCCUUUUCGCUAUCGGACAAAUCUUCAACUACGUUGUAAGCUCUCAAAUCUGCAAUGGAACCAACGGUGCAGUCGACGGCGCCCUCUUCGAGACCUUUUUCACUCUACUCGCUGUUGUCGCAGUAUGGGUAUUCUGGUCAAGUAUCACCGAGGAUGAUUGGCCCAUGCCUGUUGGAAACAACUUCCCCUAG